AUGGUGGAAGAACGACGUCGUGUCCGCGGUAUUCAGGAUAUGCGGAAUCAACAAAGUGAAAUUGGAUGGAUGCUGUUGUGGUGUCCGCUGCGUGACGUACUCGAGAAAAUGCAAGUCUUGGAGAAAAAGCGUGAAAAGUUUGUGGAAGAAUCUCAGCAUUUGCAGAAAAGGAUAGAAGAGACCGUGGCCAAGAAAGACGAAUGCAUUGCUGAAGCUUCUACAACGCGCCAGAAAGUCAAUGAUGAGACAAAAAGCCUGCAAGAACUGAAAGGGAAAAUGAAAUCUGGCGAGGAAAGGAUCAGUUCUUUUGAGCAGCGAAAGUUGCGCAUCAUUGAGCAGAUCAAGGCAUUUGAAGAGGAAUCACAGUGUGAGAAGCGAAAAGAAGAAAUUGCCUCUACAAAAAUAAAAAUGGGAAAGAUCACGCAAAAGGAAGCAGAGAUGGUCGAACGUCUCCGUUCCGCUCAGGAAGAGCGUGACGAAUUUCAAACAGCCCAUGAGCAGGCAGUUGCUAAUCAGAAUCAGGUUGUAAGGGAGUCUCGCAAGGUGGCGGGCAGAAUGCGUGAUCUACAAGAGGAGUUGCAUCGGGCUGAAAUCACGACUAAAAAUGCUGUGAUGAGAUUUGGUGAAAAUAUACCCAGCGUAUUGGAGGUUAUGAAUGCAAACUCUCACAAGUUUGAGCAUCUACCAAGGGGUCCGAUC
This is a messenger RNA of Cylicostephanus goldi, 699 nucleotides long. NCBI's taxonomy places the organism in Eukaryota, Metazoa, Nematoda, Chromadorea, Rhabditida, Strongylidae. The record is from the annotation of a GenBank genome assembly.